Molecule: messenger RNA, 1450 nt
Organism: Lodderomyces beijingensis
Lineage: Eukaryota; Fungi; Ascomycota; Pichiomycetes; Serinales; Debaryomycetaceae
Source: the annotation of a GenBank genome assembly
AUGCAGAUUAUCCUCAAGGACUUCAAGAAGCAGACGGUGCCAAUUGACGCAGAAUUGCAAGAUACAGUAUGUUUUUUCAAGGCUUUUCCAAUUCUUCUUUUUUAUUUUACGUCUGGGCUCAUGCGUUGAGAUAAUGAGUUCAAGUUAACUAACAGAUCGAUGGUCUUUUUCCAUUUUUUUUUUUUUUUAGGUGUUGUCAGUCAAGGAGAAGCUAGGCAAGGAGAAAGAGUGCGAGCCAUCGCAGAUCAAGUUGGUGUACUCGGGAAAAGUGUUGCAAGAUGACAAAACGUUGGAGUCGUUCAAAUUGAAAGAGGGCUCGUCGAUUAUAUUUAUGAUUUCGAAGGCAAAGAAGACACCAACACCCGCACCGGAAGUGGCGCUGACUUCGACGCCUAGCAAUGCCGAGGUUGCGUCUGCUUCAACGGGCGACUCGACAAAAGUGGAGCCUGCGGCAUCGACGUCACGGGAUGCGUCGAUCACGCCUGCUGACUCGGGUGCAAGUGCCGAUGCAGCUGGAGCAACACCUGCGCCUGCUCCAGGAGCAGGCACGGCUCCUGCUCCCGCUCCUGCUCCUGCUCCUGCCGUGGCAGAUGAAUCUACGUUUGCCUUGGGGAGCGCGAGAGAAGCCACGAUAAACAAUAUUAUGGAGAUGGGCUAUGAAAGGCCGCAAGUUGAAGCUGCAUUGAGAGCUGCAUUCAAUAACCCCCACCGUGCCGUCGAAUAUUUGCUAACGGGGAUCCCUGAGUCGUUACAGCGCCCCGAGCAACCACAACCGCAAUUACAAGCACAACAAUCUACAUCGGGAAUAGCUCCGUUGGCUGAGUCCACCGCGGCUGAAGUUAGUCGUAAUGACGACAACGAGGACGAGGAUGUGGACGAGGAGGACGAAGACGACGACGAUGCUGAUGAGUCGCAAGGAGGAGAAAACUUGUUUGAGCAAGCCGCGGCAGCAGCAGCACAGGAGGGAAGAAGCGGCGGAGGAAGCGCGGCGGCAGAGCCAGGCGCUGCUGGAGGCGGUCUAGGCGGAACGGGUGACGAGCAGCAGAUGCAAUUGUUGAGGGCUGCGUUGCAGUCGAACCCCGAGCUAAUUCAACCUUUACUAGAGCAAUUGGCAGCAUCGAAUCCCCAGAUUGCCAAUAUGAUCCAACAGGACCCCGAAGCUUUUAUAAGAACAUUUUUGGGAGCUGGCGGAGAUGACUUGGGGUUUGAGAUUGAAGGAGAAGAAGGCGAUAUAAUUGGAGGCGGCGCAGGAGCAGGUGGUCUAGGAGGUGGAGCACAAGGAGGUGAAGUACCCGAAGGCGCCGUGCAUUUGCAGUUGUCAGAGCAAGAUCAGAGUGCAAUCAAUAGGUUGUGCGAGCUUGGAUUCGAGCGUCAUUUGGUGAUACAGGUGUACUUGGCAUGUGACAAGAACGAAGAAGUUGCUGCUGAUAUGUUGUUUAGGGAUAUGUAG